UAUCAGUAGUACUUUUUAGGGAAAAGAAAGGGCUGGUCGGCCGGCCAAAUUCUGAACAAGAAAUCCGUAUUCCCGGUACUGCAUAAAUAUAAACUAAUAAAUCAUAAAAUAAGAGAAAAUUCAUAAAACAUUAAGUGCACAAGUAUAUUAAAAUACUUCGGGGCUCGGCCGCAUCAGCAAACUCCGCAGCUUCGUUACACAUACACGGCUAGGUUUUUCACAACAAUGGGAGCUUACUGCAAAGAUUAUCAAAUGUUUGAUAAUUAUAAUUACAUGGGUCGGUCGUCACAAGAUCUGAGAUUCUCAAAGCACCUCUAUGACAAUGUUCAUGGCAAUAUUUAUGUUGACCCUCUGUUUCUGAAGUUUAUUGAUACUGAGCAGUUCCAAAGGCUUCGUGACCUUAAGCAACUUGGUACCACACACAUGGUUUAUCCAGGGGCUGUGCAUUCUAGAUUUGAACAUUCUCUUGGCGUUUAUUGGCUUGCUGGUGAAGCUGUUCACAAACUAAAGGCUCACCAAGGCUCGGAACUUGACAUAGAUAACUUCGAUGUACAAACCGUGAAACUGGCAGGACUUCUGCACGACAUAGGCCAUGGACCUUUUAGUCACUUGUUUGAACGUGAGUUUCUUCCUCGUGUUAUCAGGGGCUCCAAAUGGUCUCAUGAGCAAAUGUCAGUUGAGAUGGUUGACUACAUAGUGGAUGAGCAUAAUAUUGAAAUUGAAUCUGACACUGUUAAAAGAGUCAAGGAAAUGAUCCUUGCUGGUUCUGAUUUUGCUUCGAAAAAUAGUGCAAGGGAAAAACAGUUCUUGUAUGAUAUUGUCGCCAAUGGUCGAACUGGAAUUGAUGUUGACAAAUUUGACUAUAUCGUUCGCGAUUGCCGAGCUUGUGGUCUCGGAUGCAACUUUCAGUUUCAAAGGUUAAUGGAGACGAUGAGAGUGAUGGAUGAUGAGAUUUGUUAUCGUGCUAAGGAUUAUCUUACUGUUCACAAGUUAUUUGCAACUCGUGCUGAUCUGUACCGGACAGUGUACACUCAUUCAAAAGUGAAGGCAGUUGAGCUAAUGAUCGCUGAUGCUCUCGUGCAAGCAAAUGAUUAUCUUGAAAUUGCAUCUCAUAUUCAGGAUCCUUCUCAAUAUUGGAAGCUGGAUGACACGAUAAUUAAAACCAUCGAGACAGCUCCAGUUCAGGAACUAAAGGAAUCAAAGGACUUGAUCCUUCGUAUUCGCAGAAGAGAUCUAUACCAGUUCUGUAAUGAGUAUUCUGUUCCCAAGGAUAAUUUGGAAAAUUUUAAAGAUGUCACUGCACAAGAUAUUGUCUGCUCACAGAAAAAUGGAGGGAAAACACUUAGAGAAGAGGAUGUUGCUGUCAGCAACAUCAGAAUUGAUUUGAGUCGUGGAAGUAACAAUCCACUUGCAUGCGUCAACUUUUUUAAGGAUUAUGACAGUGAUGAAAAAUUCCCUAUAUCUGAUGAUAAAAUCAGCCACUUGCUGCCUACGUCUUACCAGGAUAUGAUUGUGAGGGUUUACUCCAAAAAGGCAGAGCUGGUUGGAGUAGUUUCUGAGGCUUUUGAAAAUUUUCAGCUGAAGACAUAUGGAAUUAAAGCCCAAGUACACGCAACACCCCAAAAGAAAAGAAGGCGUGCAUCAAAUAUCUAGUGUUGGAAACACUUUUCGUAAUAUAUAUGAUUUUGAUCUCAUCGUAGAAUUGAAUCCUGUAAAAAGGUUAAUCUAGAUAGUGAUCAUUUUGUUCAUGAAACGGUAUCUUGAUUAGUUUCAUGUAGAGUAAUGUUCUUCAUAUUAGUACUCAAUCAAGAUGCUGGAUUCUAGUUUUCUACGGUCCUUCAAUUUGAUGCAUUUGUAUCAUGUUUGAAGACUGUUAAAAGGCUUUUUACUUUCUGAAACUGUCUGCAGGGACGGGGUAGGCAUGUACUGGGUGCAUGUAAGACCUGAUCCAAAAUUAUUUGAAAAAUGUGGAAGAUUAAUUUAAGUA
Daucus carota subsp. sativus is the source of this 1987-nucleotide messenger RNA. RefSeq lists its product as uncharacterized. The transcript is spliced from 20 exons. Gene Ontology annotation, cellular component: nucleus. Gene Ontology annotation, biological process: dGTP catabolic process. Lineage: Eukaryota; Viridiplantae; Streptophyta; Magnoliopsida; Apiales; Apiaceae. Gene Ontology annotation, molecular function: dGTPase activity. The record is from RefSeq and is a predicted model, not a curated record. Bases 226 to 1653 code for a protein of 475 amino acids.